UUUUCUUUAUUUCUUUUUUAUUAUUGAACAACUAAAAAGACCGUUAUGCAGUCUAUUAAAUGUGUUGUUGUUGGUGAUGGUGCUGUUGGUAAAACAUGCUUGUUAAUAUCUUAUACCACCAACGCUUUUCCCGGUGAAUAUAUACCAACUGUUUUUGACAAUUAUUCAGCUAAUGUCAUGGUUGACGGAAAGCCAAUUAACUUGGGCUUAUGGGAUACAGCAGGCCAAGAAGAUUAUGACCGUCUUCGUCCUCUUUCUUAUCCACAAACGGAUGUCUUCUUGUGCUGCUUUUCACUUAUUAGUCCUCCUUCUUUUGAAAACGUGAAAACAAAGUGGUAUCCUGAAAUCAGUCAUCAUGCACCCAACAUACCCAUCAUCCUCGUCGGUACUAAACUUGAUUUACGUGAAGAUAGGGACACAAUAGAAAGACUUCGUGAAAAGAGAAUGGCACCUAUCACUUACACUCAAGGUGUACAAAUGGCAAAAGAUAUCAGUGCAGUUAAAUAUCUUGAAUGUUCAGCACUCACUCAAAAGGGUCUCAAAAAUGUAUUUGAUGAAGCCAUCAGAGCUGUCCUAUCUCCUCCACCAAAGCCCAAACCAAAAAAGUGUCUUAUUCUCUAAAUAGCUUUUUUCCGUAUUAUUUCAUAGUUUAUCAGGCAACUCCCUAAUAAUUCACUCUUCUUAUCCUCUGUCUUUCUUUAUUUUAUAUACACAUACAAAAAAAGUCCUACAGACGUAUACACACGCUGCACUCUCUCUCUCUUCCUCUGUCUCACGCACACACACACACCAAUAUAUACACAUUUAUACACAGACAUUUUAUAUAUAUAUUAUAUAAACUUUUCGUUCUUUAAUAUCAUUUUUUCUUUCUUUCUUGGUUUAUAAAAACAGUGGAUCAAACAAGC
This is a messenger RNA of Rhizopus microsporus ATCC 52813, 905 nucleotides long. RefSeq lists its product as uncharacterized. The transcript has 4 exons. The record is from RefSeq and is a predicted model, not a curated record. Gene Ontology annotation, biological process: regulation of actin cytoskeleton organization; cortical cytoskeleton organization; regulation of cell shape. Gene Ontology annotation, cellular component: cell projection; plasma membrane; cytoplasmic vesicle. Bases 46 to 621 code for a protein of 191 amino acids. NCBI's taxonomy places the organism in Eukaryota, Fungi, Mucoromycota, Mucoromycetes, Mucorales, Rhizopodaceae. Gene Ontology annotation, molecular function: GTPase activity; GTP binding; protein kinase binding.